GCAGUUAGACUGUGUAGGGCAGAGUAUGUGUCCACCUGGUUUAAUUAAGAAUUCAAUUACGCACCUUUACCACAUGUCACAUGACCAGGACACCUCCGCGCCUUUCCGCCGCUGCAGCCUCCCUGAAUGCCACGCGCUGUUUUUAACAAACUAUUUAUUGUUGUUUUAGCGCGUGGUGUCGGUCGGACCGGUCCGGCAGGUUUUGGCGCGGCAGAGCAGGUGAGGCAGCGGGGGAAGAAGGGCGGGGAGCCGCCGCCGGAGCUCUCUACAAGCAGGAAGAAGAGGAAAACAUGGUGCGGUGACAAGACGCCCUGACGCCGACUGAGAACACGAUUCACCUUUUAAAAAUACAUCUGCGAAGGACGCUGAAGAUACCUGAGGUGCAAAGAUGAGUCGGCAUCGGGCUCUCUCCCCUGGGCCUGAUGAUGAGGUCAUGCCGUACAGUGACGAUGAGACGGAUGAUGAAUUGGAUGUGACCUCUGAAGAGGAACCAGAGGAGGUCCCAGAAGCACCAGGAGCCCCGCACCCCCCGGUGGAAGCUAGACCCAGCGAGAUGGGAUGGAAGGUGAAAGCCAACGACCGACCUUAUCACCACUUACCCGAGUUUCAGAAAAAAGUCUUCCUGUGCAUCAAGAAGAGCAGAUACUCUGGAAAUGACAUCAAGACAUACAAGUACAACGUCCUCACCUUCCUCCCCCUGAACCUGUACGAGCAGUUUAAGAGAGUUGCCAACCUCUAUUUCCUGGCUCUGCUCAUCUUACAGAUUAUUCCAGACAUUACUACUCUGCCCUGGUACACCACACUGAUUCCUCUGGUGGUGGUGCUGGGAGUCACUGCCAUCAAAGACCUCGUCGACGAUCUGGCACGGCACAGGAUGGACAAGGAGAUCAACAACAGGAAAUGUGAGGUGUUGUUGGAUGGCAGGUUUCAAGAGUCAAAGUGGAGGCACAUGGAGGUUGGAGAUGUGGUUCGCCUAAAGAAGAACGACUUUAUUCCGGCUGACCUUCUGCUAUUAUCCAGCUCCAACCCGAACAGCCUGGUCUACGUAGAAACAGCUGAACUGGAUGGAGAGACCAACCUGAAGUUCAGGCUGGGGCUCAGAGUGACUGAUGAGAAGCUGCAGCAUGAGCGUCAGCUGGCUGACUUCAAUGCUCUGAUUGAAUGCGAGGAGCCAAACAAUCGGCUGGACAAAUUUGUGGGGACGAUGCUGUGGGAGAGGGAGCGUUACCCUUUGGACGCGGACAACAUGCUGCUCCGAGGCUGCACCAUCAGAAACACUGACAUGUGUCACGGCCUCGUCAUCUUCGCAGGAGCCGACACCAAAAUCAUGAGGAACGGUGGGAAGACGAGAUUUAAGAGGACCAAAAUUGACGAGCUGAUGAACUACAUGGUUUACACGAUCUUCGCCCUGCUGAUCCUGGUGGCGGCAGGUCUGGCCAUUGGUCACAGCUUCUGGUACGAGGAGAUCGGCUCUAAGGCCUGGUAUCUGUACGACGGCAAAGACCAAGACGCCUCCUACAGAGGCUUCCUCAGCUUCUGGGGAUACAUCAUCGUCCUCAACACCAUGGUGCCCAUUUCACUAUAUGUCAGUGUGGAGGUGAUUCGUCUGGGCCAGAGUAAGUUCAUCAACUGGGAUCUGCAGAUGUAUUUCUCAGAUAAAGACACACCAGCAAAGGCUCGAACCACCACCCUGAACGAGCAGCUCGGUCAGAUCGAGUACAUCUUCUCUGACAAGACGGGAACUCUCACACAGAACGUCAUGGCGUUCAAGAAGUGCACCAUCGCUGGACGCAGCUACGGUGAACCGACUACCGCUGAGGGAGUGGUGCUGGACCGAGGAAGGCCGGUGGACUGGAGCUGGAACCGGCAGGCUGACAAAAAGUUCCAGUUCAUGGAUAAUUCCCUGGUGGCCUGUGUUCGAUCUGGGAAGGAUAAAGACGCUAAUGAGUUCUUCAAACUGCUCUCCCUCUGCCACACUGUCAUGGUUGAGGAGCAUGAAGACGGUGAACUGGUGUACCAGGCGGCGUCUCCUGAUGAAGGCGCCCUGGUGACAGCAGCCAGGAACUUCGGCUACGUCUUUCUGUCUCGUACGCAGGACACCAUCACCAUCAGGGAGAUGGAUCGGGAGGCCACCUACGAGAUGUUGGCGCUGCUGGACUUCAACUCCGACCGCAAGCGCAUGUCUAUCAUCUUGAAGUUUCCUGACGGCCGUAUUCGUCUCUACUGCAAAGGAGCCGACACUGUCAUCUACGAGAGACUUUCCCCCAACUCCAGACACAAAGAAACUACUCAGACAGCUCUGGAUAUUUUUGCCAACGCCACCCUGCGGACACUCUGCUUGUGUUACAAAGACAUCACCACAGCAGAGUAUGAAGCCUGGUCCAGGAUACACAAAGAGGCCCAGGUGACCAUGGUGGACAGGGACGCUGCUCUUGACCGGGUUUACGAGCAGAUUGAGGGCAACCUGAUGCUGAUUGGGGCGACCGCCAUUGAGGACAAAUUGCAGGAAGGAGUGCCAGAGACCAUCGCCAAGCUGGCCAAAGCCGAAAUCAAGAUCUGGGUCCUGACUGGAGAUAAGAAAGAAACGGCAGAGAACAUUGGAUUUUCUUGUUCACUUUUGACAGACGACAUGCAGAUCCACUAUGGAGAAGACGUCAAUGAGAAGCUGAGCAUUCGUCAGGCCAAGAGGAGAAACGAGCCUCCAGUUAUACGUCGAGGCAAAAAGAAACCUGCGGAGCCUUUCUUUACUACACCAGGCAAAAACGCUCUAAUCAUCACCGGAGGAUGGCUGAAUGAGAUUUUGUACGAGAAGAAGAAGAAGCGCCGACGUCUACGCCUGCGUCGUCUGGGAAAGCGGUCGACUCCCACCAGCCCUCAGGACGGACAGCCCAUGGACGAUUGGGAAAAGGAGAGGAGACAGAUUGACUUUGUGGACAUGGCCUGUGAGUGCGAGGCGGUCAUCUGCUGUCGCGUCACACCGAAGCAGAAGGCGAACGUGGUCAGUCUGGUGAAGAAGUACAAGAAAGCGGUGACGCUGUCCAUCGGAGACGGAGCCAACGACGUCAACAUGAUCAAGACUGCAGACAUCGGUGUUGGGAUCAGCGGUCAGGAGGGGAUGCAGGCCGUCAUGUCCAGCGACUACGCCUUCGCCCAGUUCCGUUACCUGGAGCGCCUCCUGCUGGUGCACGGACGCUGGUCCUACAUCCGAAUGUGCAAGUUCCUACGGUUCUUCUUCUUUAAAAACUUCGCCUUCACGCUGGUUCACUUCUGGUACUCCUUCUUCAGUGGAUACUCUUCACAGGUCACCUAUGAAGACUGGUUCAUCACGCUCUACAAUCUGUGUUACAGCAGCUUACCUGUUCUCCUAGUUGGACUUCUUGACCAGGACGUUAAUGACAAACUGAGCCUAAAGUUCCCCAAACUCUACCUGCCGGGCCAGCAGGGAACAAUGUUCAACUACAGGAACUUCUUCAUCAGCUUGUUCCAUGGCAUCUUCGUUUCUCUCAUCAUCUUCUUCAUCCCCUAUGGAGCCUUCCUGCAGACCAUGGGGCAGGAUGGAGAAGCCCCCUCCGACUACCAGUCCUUCGCGGUCGUCACCGCCUCAUCACUCAUUUUCACAGUCAACCUACAGAUCUCUCUGGAUACCUCCUACUGGACCUUCGUUAACUGCUUUGCAGUUUUGGGCAGCAUAGCCAUCUACUUUGGCAUCAUGUUUGACAUCCACAGCGCCGGGAUCCACGUCAUCUUCCCCUCAACAUUCACCUUCACCGGUGCAGCAUCAAACGCUCUGCGUCAGCCCUACCUGUGGUUAACCAUCAUCCUGACGGUGGGCAUCAGCCUGCUGCCCGUCAUCUGCAUCCAGUUCCUCUAUAAAAGCAUCUGGCCCUCUGUAGGAGAUAAGAUCCAGAGAAACCGGAAGAGGUACGAGAUGGAGCUAGAAGAGGAAGAGAAGAAAAAGCCGUCAGCAUUCCAGCGCGGUCGGCGAUCCCGCCGUUCCGCCUAUGCCUUCUCUCAUUCCCGUGGCUACGCCGACCUCAUCGCGUCGGGGCGGAGCAUCCGGCGGCGCCCGACAGGACGCGAUAGAACCCAGGAGAGCAUCAGGGAGGUUCCUCAGAGAGAGGCUGAAAACAUCUGACGGGGCUGAGCUUGAGACGGAGCAAAACUGCAGCCAGUGGGGGUGUAAAUAUUUGGGAAAGUUCAAGGAGCGCUUGGUUCACCUUUAUAUGUGGAGUUGCUGCUGAAAUUGUUAACAUCAGACCGCCCGGUCGGAUUUAAAAGGACAUCUUCUUUUGGGGUAUUCAAGUCCCUCGGAGAGAGAUAAAAGAAAAGUGCUCAUAAAAGUUCAGCAGAAGGUUGAAUGAAGUGCUACUGAAUGACUCCACUGCCUGCAGUCCCUCCUCUACGCAGACUCUGUCAAAAAGCAAAUUAAAAAAAAGCUCACCGAAGAGAUGACCGCGGUUACCGGGGUUUCAGGUCAUACAGCGACUGUGUGGCUGACAAUGUUGUCUAACUCAGGAUUUUUAAAAUAAAAGCUUUAUUUUUAGUCUGUUUGUCCCUGCUCUCCACUGGAUGUGGAGCUGUAACGUUAUUUAAUAUGCUUUUUUUUUUGUUUGUUUUUUGACAUUCACAGUUUUAGCGCGAUAUCUGCGCAGCACUUGAUAUGUUAGUGUUUUAUUAAAAUGUAAAAUUAUAUAUUUCAGUCAAUUUGUCCCUUAUCUACACGAUAUCAGACUGCAUCUCCAAAUUAAUUUCUGUCCGUUGAGAUGCAAAUCCAAAGUUUUCCCUUCACAUUAAAACAAUGUCCUGAAGCUAAACAUGAUGGGCCAGAGCUAAACAUGUUAAGGUAUCCUCUUUUAAUGUUUUAUCAUAAAUAAUGGUGCGCUGUUAUCAUGCCAGGUUAUGCAAGGUGGUCAGAUGUUAUAAAGUGUCUUAAUUUAAAAAAUAAGUUGUAAAUAGUGUCCUCUGCUGUAUCAAAUGUCCCAAGUGUCCUUAUAGAUGGAUGUUGUAGUUAAGAGUUAGAUGGACGUCAACUGUUUCAGCCUUUUAAAUACCUUUUUCUACCUGAAUCCUAAUAUAAUUUGUUCUAUAACUCACCUGUUGUUCUUUUAUUCAGUUCAGGUGCUGUAAACAGUGUAGGGAACCUGCAAGGAGCUCCAGUUCGUCUUCCUUCAACAACAGUGUUUGAAUUCAAAUGCUCCUUACUUCUCAUGGGGAAAGAAACACAGCAAGGGUGACUAGCUUUAUCUUCAUUUGUCUUAGAAGUUUGUUCUUUUCUAUUUUUUUAAAAUUGCAUGUUCCUUAAGUCAACAAGGAUUUUUGCGUGUCACUGGUUGUUUACAACGAACCCAAAGAAUGUCUUUCUCCAGUCCUAUAUAAUCAGAUAUAGGACAUCUGCUAAGCCAAAACUGACACAUUCCUGUUCUGACUGUUACUCUACCGCCUUCAUGUUAGUGUUACUGUACGCAGAUGAUGUCUUUUUAUUACUGAAUGAAUGGAGGCAGUAGAUGUGGACUGCUGUUGAUGGUACCAGCAACAGUUUGCUCUGUCAUAUGAUGGUAUUUUAUCAUGUGGUUGUUAAUAAAAGCCAAGGGCACAUUUAGCAAUCUGA
Molecule: messenger RNA, 5608 nt
Organism: Centropristis striata (black sea bass)
Lineage: Eukaryota; Metazoa; Chordata; Actinopteri; Perciformes; Serranidae
Gene: atp8b1
Product: ATPase phospholipid transporting 8B1
Exons: 30
Coding region: 389-4135 (1248 amino acids)
Biological process (GO): Golgi organization; phospholipid translocation
Cellular component (GO): plasma membrane
Molecular function (GO): ATPase-coupled intramembrane lipid carrier activity; magnesium ion binding; ATP hydrolysis activity
Source: RefSeq, a predicted model, not a curated record